AUGUCUGGCGAAGAAUCUAGCAAUGCAAAACGUAGAAGAGUCGCGAGAGCUUGUGACACUUGUAGACGCAAAAAGGUUCGUUGUGACGGUGUACAGGCUGGAUCCGAUCCUCCGUCUUGUACGAAUUGCAAAGCAUAUGGAUAUGAAUGUGCGUUUAUAGAUGCACCUAAGAAACGAGGACCACCAAAAGGUUAUAUUGAGGCAUUAGAAACAAGACUUCAACGGAUGGAAUCGAUACUUGGUGGUUUGGUUCAAUCCGGAGAAUUACCGGAAGGCGCAAUUUCACCAAAUCUUGAAUGGAUUAAUGUGAACGAAACAAAUUUCAAUGGUGGGGAAACUGUAGUUGGAAAAUCUGGUCAAGAAUCACGUGGUACACGGAAAUCGUACGAGGGUGGCUCCAAAAGUUCAUCAUCUUCGGGAUUAUCUUCAGCUCAUCGAACAGAUGGAUAUUCACGACACAAAAAAACCAGUGCUGGUUAUAGAUCUCGCUCAAAUAGCGAAGAUUCCGAUCAAUCGUUAUCUGACAACAGCAAUCAAGAAUAUGGAAGUAAUUAUGAUCUGAAUGACAGUAUGGGUCAGUUGGCGAUUGAUGAAACCGGACAAACGCGAUAUUUGGGAAAUAGCUCAGGAAUUUUCUUACUCAAAAUCACAAACAGAGUGGCGAACGGUCAAAUUAUUACCGUACCACGUGGUGAUUGUCAUAAUAAAGGGAGUUCGAAGUCGGCCGUGUUUGAAUUGCCACCUCGAGAAUUAUGUGAUCAAAUGUUGGAUACAUAUUUCACCAGAGUUCAUCCUUAUAUGCCUUUUCUCGAUCCAGUUGAAUUACGAGAGAAAUACGAAAAUCUCUCGAAUAAUUCUUCGAUAUUAAUGUUACUUUACGCGAUUUUCGCGAUUUCAUCACGAUUUAUUGAUCAACCUGCUGUUCGUAAGAAUCCGGAUGACCCAACUACAACAGGUGAUGGAUUCUUCGAACGUGCCAAAGAAUUACUCAAAGAUGAAUUUGACGAUGCACAAUUGAGCACUCUACAAGCACUUUUGCUUAUGGCCGCGUACCAACAAGGUGCGAAAAAUUCACGAACUUGGAUAUAUACAGGGCUGGCUAUUCGUAUCGCACAAGAUAUGGGAUUACAUCGUGAUUCCGCGAAAUGGAGUCUCGAUGAAACACAGACCGAAGUGCGAAAACGUGUUUGGUGGUCCUGUUAUAUGUCGGAUCGUUUUAUUAGUGCUGGAUUAGGUCGACCGAUGAAUAUCAAUGAAUCGGAUUGUGAUGUUCCAUUCCCUACACCUGGUGCAUUACCCACCGAUGAACCAGGAUCAGUAGAUGCAUGGGUGAGAACAAUAAAGUUGACACAAAUUCUUGGACGUGUCUUGUCACACAUCUAUGGAAUAAAAUCAAAACACACAACACAUGCUGCAAUGGACUCUGUUCUCGCUACUUUAGAUGCAGAACUUAACAAAUGGCGUGAUGAUCUUCCACCCGAGCUACAAUACGAUCCAUCAAUAACUGUUGGUGAUCCGAUGAAUCAAAGACGCGGAGUAAUGCAUCUAAUGUUCUACACUAUUCAAAUAUUAUUACAUCGACCACAUAUUCGAGGGCCUAAAUCGAAAGCACCGCCCUCAUCAAUUCCCUCCCUCACAAUAUGUACAAUGGCGGCAAAUAAUAUCACACAUAUUGCAUAUCGUGCAAUGAAAGAGGGGAAAUUAAGACUCGCCUGGAAUUUCACGCUAUAUUUCUUUUUUACCGCGUCUGUUAUGCAUGUCAUUAAUGCAUUAAGUGGUGAUGAUCGAUUCCGUGAGGUGGCAAAACAUGGACUACGCAUGUCUCUGAAAUGUUUGGAGCAUUUGAAACCUUAUUGGUUUGGGUCCGAAAAGUGCAUUCUGGUAAUACGAGAUUUAUUACGUGUGCGUAAUAUUAAUCUCGACGGAUUUAAUCCUAAUGGUACAGAACAUAUUAAUAAAUCAAAAGAGGAUGGCGAAGAUCCGUUUAAGGUGGAUGGAAAUGUUGUCAUGUGUAUGCGAAAUGAUCUUGGAGAUGGUCGAUCAAUUCCUAACAGUAAUCAUAAAGUUACAUUUGCACCGUCGUCUCCUUCAUCAUCAAAUAUUUCUGCCUCUACAACACAACAACAACGAUCACCAUCAAUACCAUAUGAAAAUUCACCAUCCCCCGCGUCAUCUUCUUCGUCCACCGCCAAUACAUUUAUACCAGUUGGCUCGGAAUUUUUAAAUCAAGAAAAUGCAUUUUUCCCGCCAAAUGCCGACGCAUUCGCCACUACCGAUGUGUCAUCAUUGAUAUUUGAUGAUGAAGACCCAUUGGGUAAUGGAAAUCCAUUUUGGUCGGUGCCCACGAAUAUCGAUUGGAAUGUCUGGACAGAGUACGUGAGCGGCAUGCACGGAUUAAGAGCUACUGUGAGUGAAUCUAAUGGGAUUCUGGGUCGGGGCGUUAAUACUACUGGAAGAAUGCCGCAUGGAUUAUAA
Ambispora gerdemannii is the source of this 2475-nucleotide messenger RNA. Lineage: Eukaryota; Fungi; Glomeromycota; Glomeromycetes; Archaeosporales; Ambisporaceae. The record is from the annotation of a GenBank genome assembly.